Gastrolobium bilobum is the source of this 3137-nucleotide messenger RNA. RefSeq lists its product as uncharacterized. The transcript is spliced from 19 exons. Gene Ontology annotation, biological process: lipid metabolic process. The coding region runs from base 106 to 2733 and encodes 875 amino acids. NCBI's taxonomy places the organism in Eukaryota, Viridiplantae, Streptophyta, Magnoliopsida, Fabales, Fabaceae. The record is from RefSeq and is a predicted model, not a curated record.
CAUCUACCCCUUCUUUUCCUCCAAAUUACACAACUUGCCACUAUCUUUCUUCUUCUUCUUCUUCUGGUUUGUUCUGUUCCGUUCUAACACUCUGUCACAUUCACCAUGGCUUCUCUUCAAUUCCGUUACAUUCUCUCUCCUCUCUCACUCAACCUUCCGGUUCCUCGCUCCACCACCUCCUUAUUUUCUCGCCCUUUCCCGCCUCAUUUUCCCGGAAAGUUUCGUGUUUUCUCUUUCACAGGAUUCGAUGGGAUGAAGCACAGAAGAAGAAGAAGAAAACAAGUUUUCUCAAUCUGCUGCUCCUCCUCGAAAACCGAUUCCGAGGUUGAGAGAAUUUCUAUUCAGGAAGAUGAUGAACGGCCUCCGUUUGAUAUCAAUCUUGCUGUUAUUCUAGCUGGCUUCGCCUUUGAGGCUUACUCAACUCCCCCUGAAAACGUGGGCAGGCAUGAAGUUGAUGCUGCUGGUUGCAAGACAGUUUAUCUUUCUGAGGAAUUUGUUCAUGAAAUUUAUGAUGGUCAACUCUUCAUAAAGUUGAAAAAAGGAUUCAAUUUCCCUGCCAUGGAUCCGUGGGGAACAAGUGAUCCAUAUGUGGUCAUACAGCUUGAUUCUCAGACUGCUAAAAGCAAUACCAAAUGGGGGACCAAAGAGCCAACAUGGAAUGAGGAGUUUACUUUUAAUAUUAAGCAGCCUCCAAGCAAACCUCUGCAGGUUGCCGCUUGGGAUGCGAACCUUGUAACUCCUCACAAACGCAUGGGGAAUGCAGGUGUUGACUUGGAAUGGCUUUGUGAUGGAGACUUGCAUGAAAUAUUGGUGGAGUUGGAAGGAAUGGGUGGUGGUGGAAAGGUUCAGUUAGAGGUUAAAUAUAAAACCUUUGAUGAAAUUGAUGAAGAGAAAAAGUGGUGGAAGAUACCUUUUGUUUCAGACUUUCUAAAGAUAAAUGGUAUUGAUUCUGCAUUCAGAAAGGUUAUUGGUUCUGAUACAGUCCAAGCCCGGCAAUUUGUGGAAUAUGCAUUUGGGCAGUUAAAGUCAUUUAAUAAUUUAAAACUUCAAAAGGGCCAGAUGUCUGAUAUCGAUAAUGAUAAGUAUGAUACUGAAGGUUAUGGGGAACUUAAUGAAUCUGCUUUUGUGCUAAAUAUGCCUUCUCACAAGGCUGGUAGUUCAGAAGCCUCUAAUGAAGCUUGCAGUGAGCAGAGAAACUUGAAGGAGUUUCACAAGGAUGAUAGUGAUACUGACAAUGGACCUGCUUCUGAACCAGUGACACAAGUUAGCGAGAAAGAGCUGUCAAAUCAACUUUUUUGGAGGAAUUUUGCUAAUGUUAUCAAUGAUAACAUUGUUCAGAAGCUAGGUCUCUCUGUGCCUGAGAAAUUAAAGUGGGACGGAUUGGACUUUCUAAACAAAAUUGGUUCACAAUCACAAAAUAAUGCAGAAGCUAUUUAUAUUCAAUCUGGUCUUGCAAUACCUGAUGGCACAGAUGAUACAGAUGAUAAAACAAGCGCCCUACCUGCCAUUGCUGCAAUUCAAUCUUCGAUUCCAGAGGUCAAAAAAGCAACGCAGAACUUGAUGAGGCAGACUGAUUCAAUUUUAGGAGGUUUAAUGCUUUUGACUGCAACAGUUUCCAAAAUGAAAAACGAAGGCCUUUCUUCUGAAGAGAAGAAAAUCAACGAAGAUUCUACCAAAGUAGGGGGCAGUGACAUACAAUAUUCUACUAUUCAGAAGUUUCCUAGCUCACAGAAUGGAUCAGUGUUGGAUGAUAAAAGAGCUGAAGAGAUGAGAGCACUUUUUUCGACUGCAGAAACUGCCAUAGAGGCUUGGGCAAUGCUAGCCACUUCACUGGGCCAUGCUAGUUUCAUUAAGUCUGAGUUUGAAAAAUUAUGUUUCCUAGAUAAUGCGUCCACAGACACACAGGUUGCAAUUUGGCGUGAUUCUGUGCGAAGAAGAAUAGUGGUUGCUUUUAGGGGAACAGAACAGUCUCGGUGGAAAGACUUAAGAACUGAUUUAAUGCUUGUCCCAGCCGGGUUGAAUCCUGAAAGGAUAGGUGGAGAUUUCAAGCAAGAGGUUCAAGUUCACAGUGGUUUUCUAAGUGCAUACGAUUCAGUAAGGACCAGGAUCAUUUCUCUAAUUCGACUUGCAAUUGGUUAUGUAGAUGAUCAUUCUGAAUCGCUCCACAAAUGGCAUGUUUAUGUGACUGGUCAUAGUUUGGGUGGUGCAUUGGCAACCUUGCUUGCUCUUGAACUUUCAUCCAAUCAGUUAGCUAAGCGGGGAGCAAUUUCUAUUACUAUGUAUAACUUUGGUUCUCCUAGGGUCGGUAACAAAAGAUUUGCAGAAAUUUACAAUAAGAAAGUUAUAGAUAGCUGGCGAGUUGUGAAUCACAGAGAUAUUAUACCUACAGUACCUCGGUUGAUGGGUUAUUGCCACGUAGCUCAGCCUGUAUUUCUUGCUGCCGGGGUUUUAGGAAAUGCCCUCGAAAACAAAGAUAUAUUGGGAGAUGGUUACCUAGGUGAUGUUCUUGGGGAAUCCACGCCAGAUGUUAUAGUCAGUGAAUUUAUGAAGGGUGAGAAGGAGCUUAUUGAGAAGUUGUUACAAACUGAAAUAAAUAUUUUCCGCUCAAUCAGAGAUGGGAGUGCUCUCAUGCAGCAUAUGGAGGAUUUCUAUUACAUCACAUUACUAGAGAAUGUAAGAUCAAAUUACCAAGGUGUCUCAAGGUCACAACUAGAUGAAAACGAUAGGUUCUAGUAAUGAGCCAACAAGGAUUCGUUGUUGGGAGGCCACUAGCGGAGUUCCAUGCACAACUAGAAGUGUGCUACAUACAGUUGUAGAAAGAUGUUGAGAAGAGCAAAAGAUCAUUUACAGCCCAAUCUUUACUGCGAGGAAAAUGGGAGCAAUGCAGUAUUUUCACUAUAGAUAGAUAACUAUGCAAAUGGAACUGAUAGGCAUGGUUGGCAGCAAGAGGACUCCAAGUGGCAAAAAUUUCUAACAAAAUUUAUAGUUUUACAAAUAUGAUAUUGUACUCAUUUGCGUUGUGCUGAUAGAAAUUGGUUGUUAUAGCAUGCAUAUAAUAAUAAAGAGAUAGAACUGGCUUGGAAAUGCAACGUGUCUAAUUCUAUGCAGAAUGCUGUUUGUUUUGUAAAUAUGCUUAC